Molecule: messenger RNA, 1701 nt
Organism: Chroicocephalus ridibundus (black-headed gull)
Lineage: Eukaryota; Metazoa; Chordata; Aves; Charadriiformes; Laridae
Gene: TPK1
Product: thiamin pyrophosphokinase 1
Exons: 8
Coding region: 321-1055 (244 amino acids)
Biological process (GO): thiamine diphosphate biosynthetic process; thiamine metabolic process
Molecular function (GO): thiamine binding; ATP binding; thiamine diphosphokinase activity
Source: RefSeq, a predicted model, not a curated record
GAUCGCGGCGGCAAUCGAUUAUCUCGGCUUGCCUUACCCCCCCACCUCCCCCGCCGCCCGGUUAGACGCACCAGCCCGGGGGCGGGUGCCGGGGGAGUAGAGGGAGGACACGCGUUGCUGUGGGUAGGCGGGCACUGCUAUCGCCUCCGGCCCGCUCCUCGGCGAGGGCGGGCGCAGCCCAUUCCUCAGGGAGACGGGAAGGGGGCACGGCUAACGCCACGCGUGUCCUUCCGCCCACUCCCCACCCCGGUCCCGCGUGGCUGUAGGCUCCCGCUGCUUUUCCUGCGUGCCCGCCCCAGCGAGCAGGGCGUCCCGGGGCCAUGGAGCGGGCGUUCACGCCGCUGGACUGCCUCCUGCCCGCCGGAAACCUGAAGUUUUGCCUUCUGAUUCUGAACCAGCCUUUCGACAAAGGUCAUUUUCAUUGUCUGUGGAGCAAAGCUGCGCUGAGAGCUUGUGCUGACGGAGGUGCCAAUCGUCUCUAUCACUUCACAGAAGGAAGCCAGGACAGCUUCUUGCCUGAUUACAUCAGUGGUGAUUUUGAUUCCAUUCAGCCUGAAGUCAAGGAGUACUACAAGGUCAAGGGAUGCGAGUUAAUUGAGACCAUGGAUCAGGACCUCACAGAUUUCACCAAGUGCCUUCAGAUACUCCAGAAAAAGAUAGAGAAGAAGGGCCUCCAGAUUGAUGUGAUUGUGACUUUGGGUGGACUUGGAGGACGCUUUGACCAAAUAAUGGCAUCAGUGGAAACGCUUUUCCAUGCAACAAAUAUCACUCCAUUUCCAGUGAUAGUUCUUCAGGAGUGCUCACUGAUUUACCUGCUUCAACCUGGCAAGCACAAGCUGCAUGUAGACACGGGACUGGAAGGUGCCUGGUGCGGCCUUAUCCCCGUCGGGAGCUCCUGCGAGAGCGUGACCACGACAGGCCUCAAGUGGAACCUCACUAACCAGGUGCUGAAGUUUGGAACGCUCGUCAGUACUUCCAACACCUAUGACGGCUCUGGGAUUGUGACCAUUGAGACGGACAAGCCUUUGCUGUGGACAAUGGCUAUCGAAAUAUAAAAUGAGCUACAGCUGCCUUUUCUGAUGUGACUCAGAUCAAAUUACUGCAAAAGUUCGCUGAAUUAAGACAGUAAAGCUGUUCCGCAAGAUAUAAGCAGGCACGUGAUUUUAUGUACUGAAUGGAAAACAUGCCUGAAAUAAAAAUCACUUGAGAUCAAAUGCAGAUUAGUAACAGUAAUUGAGUACUUCUGGUACCUCACACUACUUAAUCAGAAGACACAUGAGGUGCCACCCAAUACAAUCACAAACAGAAGCGAAUGCAAAGAAACUGCUACUGCUUAGUCUGGUUACUUCAGACUAUUUUUACGAAGUAUUUUAUUCCAAUACUGAACGAUUUUUUUCCCCUUUUGCCAAAAGUUGCACAUAGUGUAACUAUAUUAAAAGGUGAUAGCACCGAGAGUAGUUAAUCUCAUUUUUCUGUCCUGGUUUGUAACAUACGUAGGUGCUGGGGAAGAUUUCUCAAGACUAAUAAUUGAGCUUUUCUACUUAUGAAGCAAGCUUGCAUACUGAAGAAGCUUCGGUUUUGCUGUAAUACCAAUAUCAGAUUUCCCUGUAUUAAGUGCUUUUAAAGUCUGUAAUAGAAGUAGCAUUGUAACUUCUGCAAAUACCAAAUGCUUACAAUAAACUUUUUGGAGUGAAAUAUAAA